AUGCUCUAUUGUUUGGUGGACCUGGAUUCGCGGAGAGUGCAGUUGAGUUAUUUGCACUACGCGUCGAACAAUAAACUGCGAUUGGUGGUGCAGUUGCAUCCGAAUUACGCGAAUAAUCACCGAAUUUGUGUGGAGAUCGUCGAGGGGGAGAGUAGUCUGAACCGAGAACAGGCCAUCGAGCUACUUGAGGUGAGAGUGGGCCGCGGGGAACGCGGGGAAGUCGGUGCGGGGGCGUGCGUUUGCGUGGGCGGGGGCGGAGCUUGUGAUAGUGCGCGUUAG
Messenger RNA from Anisakis simplex (herring worm), 279 nucleotides. The record is from the annotation of a GenBank genome assembly. Lineage: Eukaryota; Metazoa; Nematoda; Chromadorea; Rhabditida; Anisakidae.